Messenger RNA from Knipowitschia caucasica, 297 nucleotides. The record is from the annotation of a GenBank genome assembly. NCBI's taxonomy places the organism in Eukaryota, Metazoa, Chordata, Actinopteri, Gobiiformes, Gobiidae.
AUGACCCAACGGGGACGAGAGGUUGACUACAGGGGUCUGCAGAUGUGGAGAGAGAUGGUGGACGCAGGCAAGGCAUGCAUUAAAAAGCACCUCUAUGAAAUGCCUGUCAGGCGGAUGAAGCGGCAGGCGCCAAAUCACAGGCCGGAGCACGUGUUGGCGCUGAGGGAUGGCGGCGAGAUGAGCGAGCGGCGCUACAGCGGGGGCCAGAUAGACGUUUGUUUUGUUAUGAUGUGUGCGCGGGAGGUUGUUUCUAAUCUACAGUGGACAGAGCUGGGUUUUGAUUUUGUUCAAGUGUAG